CAUACGUUCAGCACGCGUCCACGAGGUACUUAAAGACCGUCUCCGCAUUUGUUGGCUACACUCACAGCCGCCAUGGCGUACGAGCCAAGGCCCUCAACUGACCAAGAGUCUGCACCUCUCUUGCGAGGUGGAGAUGAUGAUCCUCCGCAAAGCGCCCAGUCACGCUCUCCCCACCCAUCUAUGUCCCGAAGAAUUGCCGACGUCGUCCAAGAACCACUUACUGGCCUCACUAAAGUACUGCUUGUUGAAGUUCUCAUAUUGCUCCUCAUAAGUUCUGUCUUUAUUGGCCUAUUCGCUGGUGCACAACAUAAACUGAAUCUACGAAACGGUACUCCUGGUGGUGGAGGUGGAGACGGAGGUGGAGGUAAUACUACCCUGACCAAGACCGCAACAGCUACAGUGACUCACACGACUACUGCUGCAACGACUAAAAUCUCUGGCAUUGUGACCACCAGCACUGCCGUGUCUACGAUGUUUUCUACGGUCUUCGGUACAACUACAGCGACCAAAAUUGCGACGACUACUUCCACAAAAACAUCUGUUUCUACCUCGGUUUCUACUUCCACUUAUACAACGACAGAUGUUCACACGCGCACAGUGAUCGUCGGGCCAGAGCCCACAGGACCUCCCGAGAAUCCCAACCCUCCGGCGCCUCCAUCAGAUAAGUGCCUCACUCCGGGUUGCAUCAUCUUGGCUGCUUCCAUUCUAUCUUCUCUGGACAAAACACAAGACCCUUGCGAAAAUUUCUAUGAUUUUGCAAACGGUGGUUGGAUAGCCUCGCACCCCAUUCCGGGUGACAAGGGUGCCAUCAAUUCGUUUUCGGUUCUUUCAGAACAGAACGCGCACGUUAUUCUCAAAUUACUUGAGGGCGACUCAUCGAUCCAAGACAAUUCGUGGGAUGAUCAACUACUUCACAAGAUCCGUAUACUAUACACUUCAUGUAUGGACGAGGCGCGGCUUGAUUAUCUUGGCCAGGAGCCAUUACAGAAGUUCGUCAACACGAUUCGGCAGCUUUACAGGGGCAAGACUACCCAAGCAUAUACCAUGAAUCCGAGACAGGGCCUAUCCAACGCCCUAGGUUAUCUGCACUCUCGGGGUGUCGACGCACUCUUUGAAUUUAGCAUUGAAGGCGACUCUGGUGCUGACCCGAACAAUAUGAUUCUGUGGUUCAGUCAACCCAGCCUAGGACUCCCCUCCAAGGAGUAUUACAAGGACAAGAGUAUUCUCACCGUAUAUCAGGACGUCAUCGAACGCCUCCUAUCAUCCUUGAGAGAUGACCGAGUUCUGAGUCAAGAGAACCCAGGAACAAUCCUCCAGACAGGAGAACUCGAAGACAGCGAGCAUGUCUGGCCCCCCUGGCCAUGGCCACCUUGGGAUGGAGACGGCGAUGACGAUGAUAAUGAUGAUGGUCGGGGACGUAGUCCUGGAGAUCCUUUCCAGAAUGCCCGCGAGCUUGCGCAGAAAGUUGUCAAGUUCGAAACUGAAAUUGCGGACGCAACACUUGACCUUGACAAGCUGCAGCAAGAUCCAUUCGGAACGUACAACCCGAUCACCAUCAACACUCUAAAGGCCGAGCUCUCACAGAUCAACUUCCCAGACUAUUUUGCCACGUUCACGCCUCGUGCCUUCCCAAGCCGUGUUAUCAUCACGUACAAACCUUACCCGAAUUCCCUGUCGGAAAUCUUGAAGAAGACGCCAGCAGAUGUCAUCGAGGCAUAUCUUGUUGCUUGGAAGGCUGUGAGAACUCUGCAGGAGACCCUGUAUGGCCUCAAGCCUGGCGUAGUUGGUGAACGCUCCCAGUUUUGCAUGACGAAGGUCGACGCUGCUUUGGGUUUCGGUACUGGAAGAUACUUUGUGAACCAGACAUUCCCUGGCGAAUCAAGGGAGAAAGCGACCCAGGUCAUUGAUAACAUCAUCGAUGCCUUUGAGAGAUCCCUACACCGCAUCGAAUGGAUGGAUGAAGAGUCCGCACGUAAAGCUGCCGAGAAAGCCGAAGCUCUUCGCGUUAAGGUUGGCUUCCCUCUAUCCCCAGACACACGUGAUCCACGUUCCCUUGUCUCCUACUACACCCUCGUGAAAGUACAUGUGGAUACCUUCUUUGAAAACAUGCUUAGUGCUGCCUCCUCCGAUAUGUACAAGAUGUGGCAGAAAAUCGGCAAGCAGAGAAAUCCUGAUGAGUGGGAGAUGACACCAGCAACGGUAAAUGCUUACUAUAACCCUCCUGCCAAUGAAAUUGUUUUCCCAGCUGGUAUCUUACAACCCCCUUUCUUCUCUGAGAGCUGGCCUGGAUACCUCUCCUACGGCUCCUUUGGAAUGGUAGCUGCUCAUGAAUUGACUCACGCAUUUGACUCCUCAGGUCGUCUUUACAACCAACAAGGAAAACUCGAAGAGUGGUGGUCACGUCAGACCAGCGACGCGUACCAGAUUCGCCAGGACUGCAUCGUGGAGCAAUACUCCUCGUAUACAGUAGAGGAUGGCAAAGGAGGGAUCAUUCACGUCAAUGGAAAUCUUACCUCCGGCGAAAACAUCGGAGACACAGGUCUGAUUCAGGCGUAUCGGGCUUGGAAAGCGCAAUACGAAGAGUCGUACGAUGCCGGAAAAGAAUAUCUGCUUCCCGGCCUUGGGUACACUCGGGAGCAGCUAUUCUUCAUCUCGUUCGCCCGUACAUGGGCGAUGAACAUCAGUCCUGCUGACGCAGUUCGACGUGUCCGGUCAGAUCCUCAUUCACCGAACCGUUAUCGCACUGAAGGCACUGUCUAUAAUAUUCCGGAGUUCGCAGAAGCCUUCAAAUGCUCAAAGUACGCCAAGCUUAAUCCACCAAAGGAGAAGAGAUGUAUCUUUUGGUCUUGAUCUGCCGGUUUUUGAUACUUUGUUUCUAUGACAUUUGCUUCCUUUGGUUAAUAUGUGGUCCGAACACUGCAGUCUGUACACUAUCUAAUGCGAGCAUUUCUU
Messenger RNA from Suillus subaureus, 2952 nucleotides. Its product is annotated as Metalloprotease. The coding region runs from base 73 to 2850 and encodes 925 amino acids. The record is from RefSeq and is a predicted model, not a curated record. Gene Ontology annotation, cellular component: plasma membrane. Gene Ontology annotation, molecular function: metalloendopeptidase activity. The transcript has 18 exons. Lineage: Eukaryota; Fungi; Basidiomycota; Agaricomycetes; Boletales; Suillaceae. Gene Ontology annotation, biological process: protein processing.